Ictidomys tridecemlineatus (thirteen-lined ground squirrel) is the source of this 747-nucleotide messenger RNA. NCBI's taxonomy places the organism in Eukaryota, Metazoa, Chordata, Mammalia, Rodentia, Sciuridae. The record is from RefSeq and is a predicted model, not a curated record.
UAAAAUGUAUACCUAAUUCACCAACAUGGGUAAUUUUAACAACAUCUUGGAUUAAAAGUGGUAUCUUUGUAAUGAUUUUUUGUGUGACCUUGGUUUUGAAAGUGUAACUGGUAUCAUUCUUUCCAGAAUCAAGUUGCUGGAGAUGGAGAACCCCAAGCCAGUGAACCCAGAGCUCUCUUCAUUACACAUCACUGGAAUCUUGGAUAUGCUGAACAACUUCCGAGUUGAUAUUACUCUGUGUCUUGAAAGAGCCAACUGCCACAUCUUCCUGUAUGGAGAGUUGAGAAGCGUGAAUGUUGGAUGCAAUCCACAACGUUCCUCCUUGAUCAUUCCAACAUCAGAAUGCUUUCUUGCCUGGGGUACUCAGACUUUUGCCACUGGCAGAUAUUACUGGGAGGUGGAAGUGGGAGACUCUUGGAACUGGGCUUUGGGAGUCUGUAAUGAUUAUUGGAAAAAGAACAGAAAUUACAAGAUGGAUGAGGUGGAGGGGCUCUUCCUUCUUGGAUGUGUUAAGGAGGGUUCCCAUUGCACUCUCUUUACCACCUCCCCACUUGUACUUCAAUAUGUACCAAGGCCCAUUGGCCGAAUAGGAGUAUUCCUGGAUUAUGAAGGUAGAGCGGUGAGCUUCAUUAAUGUUGCUCAAAGUUCACUGAUACACAGUAUUCUUUCCUGUUCCUUUUCUCCCCAUGUCAAUCCUGUUUUCUGCUGUAGUCACAUCUGACCAGACAUAGAUAAGGACUAUGCCCC